UCUACUAUUUUUCGCCGUCUCCUACGGUGUCGUUUAAUUUAAUUAGCCCUAAUUAAAGAAACCAUGCAUCGUUCCCUCAAAGUCGCUGUUAUCGGAGCUGGUGUUUCAGGCCUUGUGGCGGCACGUGAACUUCAACGCGAACGACACGACGUCGUCGUUUAUGAUCAAAACGACAGCGUAGGAGGAAACUGGAUCUACGAUCCGAGAACCGAAUCCGACCCCCUCAGCCUCGAUCCGAACCGAGAAACUGUCCACAGCAGCCUCCACGUGUCCCUACGCACCAACCUUCCAAGGGCACUAAUGAGUUUCACCGAUUACCCGUUUGUAAGAACCGAGUCCGACCCGAGAAGUUUCCCGCGUCACGACGAAGUGCUUCGGUUUUUAAACCGGUUCGCUGAUGAGUUUGGUGUUCGAGAGGUGACCCGGUUGAAGACGAGAGUGACUCGAGUAGAACGAGGGAAGGACGAGUGGGUUGUUGAGUCGAUGACUCGGGGAUCCGAAUCGGUAAGGAGGGAGGUGUUUGAAGCGGUUGUGGUGUGUUCGGGACAUAACUCGGUGCCGAGGGUUGCUGAGAUUGAUGGUAUUGAGAAUUGGAGAGGCUACCAAAUGCAUAGCCAUAACUACCGUGCACCUGGACGUUUUCAAGACCAGAUUGUGGUUAUAGUUGGUUAUGGAGCUAGUGCUUUUGAUAUCGCGGUAGAUAUUUUACCAUUGGCAAAGGAGGUUCACGUAGCAACCAAAGAUAAUCGAUUCGGCGUCAUACUCAAUCAUGUAAGAUACCAUACUAUGAUAAAAUGUGUGAAUAAAGAUGGCUCGAUUUCCUUUCAAGAUGGAUCAUCAAUUUUUGCAAAUACCAUAAUCUACUGUACUGGAUAUAAAUACCAUUUUCCGUUUCUUGAUAUCAAUGGAAUCGUAACCGUUGAAGACAAGUGUGUUGGACCGUUAUAUAAACACAUCUUUCCUCCAGCAUCAGCACCUUCGCUAUCUUUCAUUGGUAUUGUUACAAAGGAGCCGAUCUUCCUUAUGGCUGAAUUACAAUCUAAGUGGAUGGCAAGAGUUCUCUCCGGUAAAAUCUUGUUGCCAACAGAAGAUAUGAUGAUGAAAUCUAUUGAAGAUAUCUAUCAUGAAAUGGAGGAAAAUGGAUUGCCUAAGACCUGCAGUCUUUCUCUUCGUCCACUUCAGGCUGAGUACAAACACUGGCUAGCAACACAAAUUGGGUUGCCUCCUUUGGGAGAAUGGAGGGAAAAAUUGCUGUCUGAGAUCUUCAAGAAAUUAGGUGAACUCCCAUUGACAUAUAGAGAUCAAUGGGAUGACACUUAUUGGGAUUCCAUCAUUCAAUUUUAAUUUCAUCAACAUCCUAGAGUAAAUAUGUAUUUUUU
Messenger RNA from Arachis stenosperma, 1379 nucleotides. RefSeq names its product flavin-containing monooxygenase FMO GS-OX5-like. The transcript is spliced from 6 exons. Bases 64 to 1344 code for a protein of 426 amino acids. Gene Ontology annotation, molecular function: N,N-dimethylaniline monooxygenase activity; flavin adenine dinucleotide binding; NADP binding. Lineage: Eukaryota; Viridiplantae; Streptophyta; Magnoliopsida; Fabales; Fabaceae. The record is from RefSeq and is a predicted model, not a curated record.